This is a messenger RNA of Mus musculus (house mouse), 10171 nucleotides long. It is a transcript of the gene Fndc3a, whose product is annotated as fibronectin type III domain containing 3A. The transcript is spliced from 24 exons. Gene Ontology annotation, cellular component: Golgi membrane; cytoplasm; endomembrane system. The record is from RefSeq and is a predicted model, not a curated record. Lineage: Eukaryota; Metazoa; Chordata; Mammalia; Rodentia; Muridae. Bases 4529 to 7957 code for a protein of 1142 amino acids.
UUCAGGAAAGCAACACCUGAAAUAAAAGAACACAAGCCAUUAAACACUUAAAAGGCAUGAUCAGAAGAUUGAAAUCAAGGAUUAGAUGUUAAGGAGAAACAGAGAUUUGUCAGCAAUGUUAAUUAGAUUUGUCAGUAAGAGUUUGAUCUUAGUGGCUGUCCUUAGUAUAAUCUCAGCAGAGUGGUCUGGGGAAACAUUUUUUGAUUGUGGUUAAUUGAAGUAUGAUUUUUUUUGAAGCUUUCUGGUUUUGUUUGUUAGACUGGAUCCUCAGGUAAUCAUUCUCUCCUAAAACAAGGUUUUCCACAAAAUGUUUUACUGGCAUUAUGUGCUCCCAAGAGGAUAUUGAUCUCAUAAUUAUGGACUGGAGAUAUCUUUAGACACACACAGUGCUGUCCAACAAUGUUUCACUCCAACUCAAUUAGAAACAUUUGUACAUUUUCAUAAAGUAUUUGAAAAACAAAGCAUAAACUAAGAAGAUAAUUACAGUCAGUUUAACCCAAAGGAGUAAGUACCUAGAAAGCUGAAAACUUAGGAAUCUACUUAAAAGAGGCAACCACAUAGAAAUAAAAAGAUGCAAAACAGGAACUAGGUAAUGUACAAUAAGAACAAGAUAAGACUGUCCAGAUUUUUAAAUCUGCAUUCUAAGUAUCAGUGAGACUGAAUUGAUAGAACCUCUCAUGCAAUGUGUGCUGAAAGGAGUGUGAUAUAUUAGGGAAAGUAUUUGGUACUGCCCUUCAAAAAUAGCAAUUACAUACAUAAUCCUAAGUCUAGAAUUUUUCCUCCUGGGUAUAGAAGAGUACCUCAAAGGUGUGGGCCAAGAGACCUCGGAAAUCUCUCCCCUUUAGAAUCUCCACUUCUUAUUGAUGUUAUCAAGUCUCAUGGGUUAAAUGCCCAUUCAUCACAGACAAUGGAAUUUAUCUCUCAGACUAUAUCUUUGAAUCCCAGAAUAGUUAAGUGGUCUCUAGGAUGAGGUAUUUUAUCCUGAUGCCUUUGGAACAUCUCAAAUGUCACAUGUCCACAUCUUGCAUCUCCUUAUCCCCAGACCCAUUUCAUCCAUUUUGGGGCUCAUAGUGUCUUCAUAUUGCAUGGAUACUUUAGGUCCAGUUCUUUGUGCUUUCUAUUACUGGAUUGUGGCCUAUAUAAAAAGGCUUAACUUAGGGUUUUUAAGUGUUGUACCAUAGUCCAGCAAGCAAUGUGUAUAAAUUAGAUGAAUUCCUUUCUUUAAAGUCCAUCAGUGGCUAUCUUGUUUCCCUCACAGUAAAAGCCAAAGAUCUGACAGUAUCUUACAAGGCCCAGGAGACCAUUUUUUUUUUCUGUCUCCCCACUACCUGUCUGGCCACGUUCCUCUAGUAACUCUAGUAUUCUAAGGCAGCUUAAGCAUCCUGUCAUGUCCCUUAGGCAUUGAUAUUGGAUGCUUUCUCUUAUUUAAAAAAAAAAAGAUCAUUCAGUGAAACUGAGAAUCAUCACUGGUCAUAUUAUUUACCUUCACACAUGUUUUCAACAUACAUACUUGCAAACAUUUAUGGUUCAUCUCACACUGAUUUAUUAUGUAUUCACUAUUUUUAAAAAAUUUAAAUGAGGUUAUGGUUUAAAUUGGAAUGGCCCUCAUAGAUUUAUGUGUUUGGAUACUUGGCCAUAGGGAAAUGUGUUAUCAGGAGUGUGGCCUAGUUGGAGGAAGUAUGCCACUAGGGGGUUGGGAAGCUUGUUGUUCAAGCUAGGCCCAGUGUGGCACAGUCUCUCCUUGCUGCCUAUGGAUCAAGAUGUAGAACUCUCAGCUUUGUCUCCAACACCAUGUUGGUCUGAAUGCUGACAUGAUGAAUAAACCUCUGAAACUGUAAGCCAGUCCCAGUUAAAUGUUUUCCUUUAUAAGAGUUACUGUAGCUUUACUGAAACAAAUGCAGAUAUUUACAGCCAUCCAUUGGACUGAGGUGGGGGACCCCUAUAGAAGAGUUAGGAGAAGGAUUGAAGGAGCUAAAGGGAAUGGCAACCCCAUAAGAAGAACAAAAAAAAAAAAAAAAAAAAAAAAAAAAGUUGCUGUGGUCAUGGUGUCUCUUUAUAGUGACGAAACCUUAAGACAAGGGUGUUAAGUGCCAAGCCGUGCAUAUGGACAAUUUGCAGGAGUCUAGUUGUGUUAGUCCACUAUGUGGAAACUGGGGGUUGAAUUUAGGCUGUCAAGUGCUAGUAGCAAACACCUUUACCCUGAGCCACCUCUUCAAAUGUAAGAUUUAUCCAUUCUCAUUUACUAAUCUGUCCCAAAUGCCUAGACAGAAUCCAGCAUGUGGAGGAAGAAGUUACAGAAGAUAAUACUAUCUAAUUUUUAUAAGCCUCAAAAUUAAGUAAAUUAAUUGGUUAUAUAAAGGAUAGUUUUCCUCUUAUGUUUUUUUUUUCAUGAUACUGGAAUCAGAUCUAGGAUGUUGUGCAUUGUUAGGCUAGCGAAGUAGUCUACCAUUAAUAUCCUUCUCAACUAGAACUAGUAGUCUACCAUUAAUAUCCUUCUCAACUAGAAGACUGUAAAGAUAAGAAUAAAAGCAACCUUAGGAGGAGCAGAAACCUGAGUGGUACAACCUGGCUCGAUGGAGAGCAGUGUCCAUCACUGGGCUCUACUGCUUAGGUUUAGGGAAGUCACUUCAGUGUGCUUAAUGGCUGCCAUCAAAUAUUGUCUAACCAACUAGCCGAGGCAACGACUGUGCAGCGUUGGAAUCUGCUGAUGCUGUGAAAAUCCUAAAAAAUUUGAGCUGUGAAAUAAGGUACGGUUUGAUCAAGGUCAGGUCUAAGAAUAGUAAUUUAAACGAAGAGUAUUAGGUCUCUCUAUAGUGAUUUUGGUAAGAUUAGCUGUGAAACAGGAUGUACUUAUAGUUGUAAGAAAUAAGUUCAAGCUUUAAGAACACAGCAGGAAAAGGAGCAGAGAAAUCAUAGAUCUAGAGUUUGGACAUUGAAGUCAUUGACCUGACAGCAAGUGUUGGGGCAGAAAGAAAAAAAAAAAAAAAAACAACUCACUGACUGUCAAAAUAGCAUAGGAGGGCAGAGUGGCGCAGUGAGAGAGAACAGGGAAGUAAGCGCCCAUCCCACAGCCUCAGGGGAAAUGCAUUCAUAAUGGAAUAAAAGGUCAGCUAUUACCCUUUUCCACUUUAAACCAGUGUCUCUUCUCCUCUGGCCUCUGACUUGCUUUUAUUGAGUCAAGUUGCCAGGGGUGUGUCCUGCCAGGUUUUUUUUUUUUUUUUUUUUUUUUUUUUCUUCUUCAGGAAAGACACUGGGCCUUUAAAUAGGGCCUGGCCUUUAACAUGUGAUUAUAUGAAGCAACCCUGCCUUUGCCUAUGUACCCUCAAGUUACUUAUCUGCUCCUGCCUCAGCUUCUCUAGUAAUGAUACCUCAGUUUGCGUUAACAAGUAGGACACUCCACAUGGUUCGUCUCACUGUGUAAUCUUUAGUUUUGAGAGUCAGCGAUCAUACUUUUACUUACAAUAACUAUCAGUUACUGAGAGGUCCUAAACAGUGUAUUUCAUGUACUAGUUUGUCUAACUUGAUUCUGCAACAGUGCUUUGAGGUUGAUCAUUUUAACCUUUCCACAGGAGACAGAGCCCAAUAGUAGUACAUUUGCCAUGCUAGUAAGUAUCGGAGCUCAUUUUAACUUUUAGUAUCACCUAGUACCCAAAUCCAUCUUCCCCACUGUGGUGCGUGUCACAGAUCCCAGCCAUUGCUUGUGUAUGUAAGCAGUUGAUAAAGUUCCUCUGAACUUAUAUGCCCUCUUAAGUAAUUUACGGGGCGUAUUUUUUUUCCAAAAGAAUAAGUUUUCACCUCAAUUAACUGAGUAUUUUUCACAUUCCUGCUUUAAGAAUACUAUCCACCAAGGAUCUUUCCUUAAUGUCAAGAGUAAGUUCUAUUUUUAAAAUAAUCACUAAAAACAAAGUACACUGACUAUAAAAGCAGAAGCCUUCAUUAGCUUUUAAGGAAAAACAAAACAAGCCUGAAAUAUAUUCCACCUGUAAGGAACUUGUCAUUUAAUUCUAUUGUGUGGGCAAUUCUCUGUGUGUUAUAGGCAUAGCUUGAGUAUCGAGCAUGAAAUGAUCACAAACUAUACACUCAUAUUUUGGAUCAAGGCUUUGAAUUCAUUUUACCCCAAUCUUUCUAUGUGAAAAAGCAGCAGGCUGCGUUAGUCAAACCGCGAACACAAAGAGGAUGGUUUUCCAUCGCGUGCCUAUCCACCAGGUUCUUUUGAUUAGGGUUUACUUUGGCUCUUAAGGCAGAACGCGUUGCAGUCAGGAAAGCAGCUGAAGAAGCCUUUAAGUGUUUUGUUUCAGUAGCGCCCCAGCGUACCCUCUGCGCUGUUUCCUCUCCCGGUCUUUCCCGGUUCACUGCGGGUCAUGUGAUACCGGUCACGUGACUCGGUCAAAGGAUCUUUUCCUCUUACCAGCUUUGAGGAAAAAAAAAAAAAAGCGAAACUGUUCUCCAAUUAAAGCUGCUAACGUGUACUACGCCGUUUCCUUGUUGGGUUUUCUUGUUCGCUGGCUGCUGCUCCUGUAGAAACAAAAUGAGUGGUCCUGCUCAGGUUCCAAUGAUGUCCCCAAAUGGUUCCGUGCCUCCUAUUUAUGUGCCUCCUGGAUAUGCCCCACAGGUUAUCGAAGACAAUGGUGUUCGGAGAGUCGUUGUGGUUCCGCAAUCACCAGAAUUUCAUCCUGGUGGCCACACAGUUAUCCACCGCUCCCCACAUCCUCCUCUGCCUGGUUUCAUUCCUGUCCCAACCAUGAUGCCCCCUCCACCACGCCAUAUGUACUCACCAGUGACUGGAGCUGGCGACAUGGCAACGCAGUAUAUGCCGCAGUAUCAGUCUUCACAAGUAUAUGCAGAUGUAGAUGCCCACUCUACACACGGCAGGUCCAACUUCAGAGAUGAAAGAUCUAGUAAAACAUAUGAACGCUUGCAGAAAAAAUUAAAGGAUCGCCAAGGAACACAGAAAGAUAAAAUGAGCAGCCCCCCACCAUCACCGCAGAAAUGCCCUUCUCCCAUAAGUGAACACAAUGGACUCAUAAAAGGGCAGAACGCCAGUGGUGGGAACACAGGAUCUGCAAGAAACAGAUCGGGGCGUGGGAGAAGCUGUACACAAGUUGACCCGGAAAUGGAAGAAAAAGAUGAAGAAACUAAAGCAUUUGAAGCAUUUCUUUCCAACAUUGUCAAGCCAGUGGCCUCAGACAUUCAGGCAAGGACUGUCCUGCUCACCUGGUCGCCACCAUCCAGCUUCAUUAACGGCGAAGUGAACGAGACAGCUGUACCAGAGCUCUUCAAUUAUGAAGUCCUGGUUUCCAGCACUGGGAAGGAAGGGAAAUACAGAAGUGUUUAUAUAGGAGAAGAAACAAGUGUCACUUUAAAUGAUCUCAAACCAGCCACAGAUUACCAUGCAAAAGUACAGGCAGAGUCCAAUUCAAUCAAGGGAAUUCCUUCAGAAGCGGAAAGCUUUACGACCUUAAGCUGUGAGCCUGAUCCCCCCAAUGCACCAAGAAUAGCCAACCGGACCAAAAAUUCACUCACCUUGCAGUGGAAGGCACCUAGUGACAAUGGUUCUAAAAUCCAAAGUUUUAUUUUAGAAUGGGAUGAAGGGAAAGGAAAUGGAGAAUUCUGUCAGUGUUACAUGGGCUCACAGAAGCAAUUUAAAAUUACCAAACUCUCACCAGCAAUGGGUUGUAAAUUUAGAUUAUCAGCCAAAAAUGACUAUGGUGUAAGUGAUUUUAGUGAAGAGGUCCUGUACUACACCUCAGGCUGUGCCCCUUCUGUCCCCGCAAGUCCUGUGUUGACCAAGGCUGGAGUUACUUGGCUGUCCCUACAGUGGACUAAGCCCUCAGGAACACCAUCAGAUGAAGGGAUUUCUUACAUUUUAGAGAUGGAAGAGGAAACAUCAGGCUAUGGCUUUAAGCCGAAAUAUGAUGGAGAAGAUCUUGCUUACACAGUGAAAAAUCUGAGACGAAGUACAAAGUAUAAAUUUAAGGUCAUUGCUUAUAACUCAGAAGGUAAAAGCAAUCCUAGCGAAGUGGUGGAAUUCAGUACCUGCCCUGAUAAACCAGGAGUACCUGUGAAGCCUUCAGUUAAAGGGAAGAUACACUCGCACGGCUUUAAAAUUACUUGGGAUCCACCAAAAGACAAUGGAGGGGCACCCAUCAAUAAGUACGUGGUGGAGAUGGCAGAAGGUUCUAAUGGAAACAAAUGGGAUAUGAUCUACAGUGGCACUACCAGGGAACAUCUUUGUGACCGGCUGACUCCAGGCUGCUAUUACCGCUUACGGGUUUACUGCAUUAGUGACGGAGGGCAGAGUGCGGUCUCUGAAUCUUUACUAGUACAGACUCCAGCUGUGCCUCCUGGCCCAUGCCUCCCUCCCAGGUUACAGGGUAGACCCAAAGCAAAAGAAAUACAGUUACGAUGGGGACCUCCUCAGGUUGAUGGUGGAUCACCCAUUUCCUGUUAUGCAGUAGAAAUGACUCCUGCAGAUAAAGAUGAGCCCAGAGACGUUUACCAAGGUUCUGAAGUGGAGUGUACAGUGGGCAGCCUUCUUCCUGGAAAGACGUACAGCUUCAGACUUCGUGCAGCAAACAGAAUAGGGUUUGGACCAUUUUCAGAAAAAUACGAUAUCACUACAGCUCCUGGGCCACCAGACCAAUGCAGACCCCCUCAAGUGACAUGCAGAUCUGCAACUUGUGCACAAGUGAAUUGGGAGAUUCCUUUGAGUAAUGGGACUGACGUCACUGAGUACCGGCUGGAAUGGGGAGGAGUUGAAGGAAGUAUGCAGAUGUGUUACUGUGGGCCUGGCCUCAGUUGUGAAUUAAAAGGACUUUCACCAGCUACUACCUAUUACUGCAGAGUCCAGGCUAUGAGUGUUGUAGGUGCAGGUCCUUUCAGUGAAGUUGUUGCCUGUGUGACUCCACCGUCAGUUCCUGCCAUUGUGACUUGUCUUCAAGAAAUAAGUGAUGAUGAUAUAGAAUACCCCCAUUACUCACCCUCUACCUGCCUUGCAAUUAGCUGGAAAGAGCCUUAUGACCAUGGCUCAGAAAUCCUUGCCUACAGCAUAGACCUCGGAGAUAAGCAGCCUUUGACAGUGGGAAAGAUGACAAGCUAUAUCAUAGACAGUUUGCAACCAGAUACAACAUACAGAAUACGAAUUCAAGCCUUGAAUAGCCUUGGAGCUGGGCCUUUCAGCCAUACAAUUAAAUUAAAAACUAAGCCCCUUCCCCCUGAUCCACCUCGGCUGGAAUGUGUUGCCUUUAACCACCAGAACCUUAAGCUUAAGUGGGGAGAAGGAACUCCAAAGACGUUGUCCACAGAUGCUGUUCAGUACCACCUUCAGAUGGAAGAUAGGAAUGGAAGGUUUGUCUCCCUGUACAGAGGGCCUUGUCAUACAUAUAAAGUACAAAGGCUCAGUGAGUCCACGUCCUACAAGUUCUGCAUUCAAGCUUGUAAUGAAGCUGGGGAAGGUCCUCUCUCCCAAGAGUAUGUUUUCACCACUCCAAAAUCUCUUCCAGCUGCCUUGAAAGCCCCCAAAAUAGAGAAAAUAAAUGAUCACAUUUGUGAAAUUACAUGGGAAUAUUUACAGCCAAUGAAGGGUGACCCAGUUAUUUAUAAUCUUCAAGUUAUGGUGGGAAAAGAUUCAGAAUUCAAGCAGAUUUACAAGGGCCCUGAUACUUCAUUCCGGUAUUCCAGCCUUCAGCUGAAUUGUGAGUAUCGAUUUCGAGUGUGUGCCAUUCGCCAAUGCCAAGACCCUACAGGGCAUCAGGACCUGGUAGGUCCCUACAGCACCACAGUGUUCUUCAUCUCCCAGAGGACAGAACCGCCGGCCAGCAGCAACAAAGACAGUGUGGACAGUGCCCGGACCCGGCGUACUCUAAGUGACGAGCAGUGUGCUGCAGUCAUCCUGGUGGUGUUUGCUUUUUUCUCCAUUCUGAUUGCCUUUAUCAUUCAGUACUUUGUAAUCAAGUGAAAAUAUAACUUUAUUUUUAACACUGUAUUACAUUUUAUUUUGUCAUGUACUAAAAUUAUUUCUGUAUUGCUUUUACAAAAUGGUGGCAUUUAGCACUGGCAUUGAGACUAUCUAUUGAAACAUGGCUUUGGCAUUUCAGUGCUUCUGUUGUUAGGCAAAGGCUGGCCCUCCAUGGGAGUCCAGCACAGAAACAUCAAUCUGGGGAGGCUGGGUAUUUUGGUUUGGGGUUGGAACUUUUUUCCCUGCUUCUUUUUUUUCUCUCUCUCUCCCCUACACACCUCCCUGAAACCCCAGAUAUGCCUUCUAGUGAAACAAGCUUUUUAAAGGACACUGCUAUGAUCGUGUUGACCAGUCAGCAUAAGUAAAACAGUGGCAACCACGUCUGUGGGUUUCGCAGAUGACUGCCAUGUGAAAGAACAGUUCAGAAUGACUAGAAUUUACACUAACGUUCUCUACGAAACUUGUUCAAGUCUGAUGCUGUGAAAGCAAUCUAGUGCUAUACUUCUACCUCCUCAUUUGUCUUAAUUGUUUGGUAAGUGGGAUUUUGAUGAAUAACUGGAGGGCUUAGCAAACAAAAACUGGAUGAAGGAAUCUGAGUGAAAAAGAAGCUGUUUGUUGAGUGUGGAGUUCUUCCUUACACACACACACACUUACACACACAUACAUCCACACACAUACACAAAUGCAUACACACGAACUCACAAGUGAGACCAAGAAAGCACAGACCCAGAAAUACGGAUCAUUACCUGAACAGUACCUCUUUUUGGGAUUUGAGAACAGAAGACUUUUAAAUAAUAACUAAAUAUGAAGCCCGUUUAGCUUCUGUUUUCUGGGCCUUGAAACUCGUGUGUGUGUGUGUGUGUGUGUGUGUGUGUAUGUGUGUGUGUGUGUGUACACGCACACAUGUGCACACACAUUCACAUUGGGUCUGUGUGCAGACUGUCAGGUAAGGAGAUGUGUCCACACUCAUCACCUGGUCUAGGCUAGCUUUGAAGGACUCCCAGUGGUUCUGCAGCAUCUCCUGUAACUACUGCUGUUGCCGUCAGAAUUUCUAAUCAAACUCAACCUUUUUGUUUGGGGUACCAAAUCUGAAGACAAAAUUAAUUUGCACCAGUAAACUUCAAGCUGCUUUCUUUCUUGAGAAACUAAUGUUUAAUGUAUAAUGUCUGUUUGGAUACUGUUCCAAAUUGUUGAUUGCAUGUGGGUACCGUUGCAUUAGAGCACUUUGCAAAUUGCAUAGUUCAUUGUUUGUGAGCUUGCAUUUGUGAGUUAUUGGAUGAUCAGAUUGAAUUUUGUCAUAUCACAUUGUACAUCUCGCCUCGAUGUCAAUGACUGCCAGUAAUAAUACAGUCUGCAAUGAAUUUAUAUGAAAUUUUUGUUUUAUCACAUGUUAUCUGUAGACAUCUGUAACUAGCUUCUUUAAUUUAUUAUUUGGAUUUUAGAGUAGCGAGUCACUAAUUUUUAGUUGCUGAGGUCUGCAUUUUAGUGAUUACUAAGCACUUCUGUCUGUCAAAAAGAAAUGUAUGUUUUGUACUUUGAAGAUCUCUGAAGAAUUUCCCUUAUAAUAGAAUGGGCAUGUAUUGUAAUUGUUUUAUGUCAAUGAUCUGCGCUAUAGAAAAAACAUUAACCUUUAUUCAAAAAAGAAACGGAUAAACUUGGCCUCUCCAAGUGUAAGAAAACCCUGUCACUCUAAUAUACUGUUUGUUUACAUUUUAUUUAAUCUCUUAUGAAUAGGGUGAUAACUUGUCCCCCAAACAACUGCGAUUACGAUUGUUUUCUAGAACUUCUUAAAAGUGCCACAUUUGGCAGUACAAAUGAGUCUGAGUGUAAGAGCCCAGAGAUUUCUAUAUAGUUGAAUGUCUAAAAUGGUAAAAUGUGCCACACAGUGGCUUAUGUUUUUCAUAGUAAUUCAAAUGAACUCCUAUUUUUGAUAGUAAAUGUCAUUUAAUAGUGUACUUGCCAUUUGAGCCUCACUGCAAUGUUAGUGCAGAGGAGAAAACAAUUUUUAAUGUAAUCUUGAUUUUACCUCAUAUACUGUACAUUCCAAAAACUCAACUUUUUAAAGAUUAUAGAUACACUACCAAACAUACCACCUUAAAAUUGUAUAAGGUUGAACUUCAUACAAGUGAAAAAGUAUAAUCUCAUAAGAAUACAUAAACUAUGUAGCAAAAGUAUCUGUAAAAUCCAUGGAAAAUAAAAGUUGUAUCAUUCUUU